Messenger RNA from Haemonchus placei, 435 nucleotides. The record is from the annotation of a GenBank genome assembly. NCBI's taxonomy places the organism in Eukaryota, Metazoa, Nematoda, Chromadorea, Rhabditida, Trichostrongylidae.
AUGCUCGAGGAGUUGCAGGUAGUGCCCAUUGUUAUCAACUUGAUCCCUCGUAUUGGUUCCCUCGUAUUGGCCAUAUUUUUUAGGCAGAAAGUUUCAAAGGAAAAACGCUCAUCAGAAGAAAGCCAUCCAAAGAGUCUGGAUGGCAGUGCCCGUGAUAACCAGAAUGUUGUGCAGCCAUCCGAAAAGACUAGCUCAAUUUCACCAUCUCCUGCUCCUUCAAUAGCACCUGAUCCUGAUUCUCCAACCCCAUCUACUCCAGGAUCGGAUCCCCAGACGUCUUCAACAACUACAGCUAAGCCCAAGAAGUCACUAUCUGGUGCAUCAUUCUUCAUUGGCUUUGCGGUAGGGAUCAUGGUGAUCGGAAUGAUAGUCGCAGCUGUCCGCUUCUGGAUGCAUCGUCGAGCUGAGCGUAGGAUACCGUAUACGAUCUACUGA